Messenger RNA from Exophiala dermatitidis NIH/UT8656, 1062 nucleotides. RefSeq names its product GTP cyclohydrolase I. Gene Ontology annotation, molecular function: zinc ion binding; GTP cyclohydrolase I activity; GTP binding. Gene Ontology annotation, biological process: tetrahydrofolate biosynthetic process; tetrahydrobiopterin biosynthetic process. The transcript has a single exon. NCBI's taxonomy places the organism in Eukaryota, Fungi, Ascomycota, Eurotiomycetes, Chaetothyriales, Herpotrichiellaceae. Gene Ontology annotation, cellular component: cytoplasm. The coding region runs from base 1 to 1062 and encodes 353 amino acids. The record is from RefSeq and is a predicted model, not a curated record.
AUGAGUCAAAGUCCCUCCAAAGUACCUUCUACCGACCCGCGCAUCUCUCCUCCCCUCAAUCCCAAACCUCGCUCAGCUAUACCGCCAUAUUUAUUGAAUGGAGGAUCCCCACUUCACAACAACGCAUCGACCAAGACGCGGGCCCAAGAACGAGAAAACCUAGCCUCUUCAAUCAAGAGCACAUACGAGCCCAAGAAAGCGAUAGAUCUCAGUGGAGAUUCUUCGAGUCCCCUGCAAAACACAUCGUGGGAAGGACUCAGCGGUGGCCCCGAUGGAUUGGGAUCCUCGAGCAGCGGCAACACCGCCGAUUCUAAACGAGGACCGGUGCGGCUGCGCGAGCCAGCACGAGACGAAAGAGAUGAAGCACCCAUGACUCCACCGGCCAGCGUAUCUCGACCCGCGAGCCCAUAUACAUUAAACCCACCGAUCGACUUUGACGGCCUGAGUUGGCCGUGUAUCGGCACACGCGAGCGACGGGAACAGACGCCCGAACAAGCACAGGCGCGACUAGACAAGCUCGCGGGGGCGGUGCGGACCAUCUUUGAAUGUAUCGGUGAAGAUCCCGAACGGGAAGGAUUGCGCGAGACUCCUGAACGGUACGCCAAAGCGCUGAUGUAUUUCACCAAAGGAUACGAGGAGAAUGUUCGGGACAUGGUCAAUGGAGCCGUGUUUCAUGAAGACCAUGACGAGUUGGUCAUUGUUAAAGAUAUCGAGGUGUUCAGUCUGUGCGAACAUCACAUGGUGCCUUUUAUUGGCAAGAUGCAUAUCGGAUAUAUUCCCAACCGUCGUGUCUUGGGACUCAGCAAACUCGCUAGAUUGGCUGAGAUGUUUUCGAGGCGAUUACAGGUCCAGGAACGUUUGACGAAGCAGGUCGCUCUGGCUAUUGCCGAAGUGCUCAAACCUCAGGGCGUCGCUGUUGUUAUGGAGAGUUCUCAUCUUUGCAUGGUCAUGAGAGGCGUCCAGAAGACUGCUAGCAGUACUACUACCAGCUGCAUGCUGGGUGCUAUGAGGACCAGUGCGAAGACCAGAGAGGAGUUUUUGAGCCUUUUGAAUCGGAAGUGA